AUAAAGUGCAUAUAAAACGUCGUCGUAUGGACCAAUUGCCUAAUGCCUAAAAGCUGCUGCUUAUACCCUGCUGGAUUGGUUCGAGCUCAGGACCAGAGCAGGGUAGAAAAUGGCAUGGCGAUGUGGAUCUGUUCCGAGGUCGUUAAUCUCCUUUGCCACGGCAUCGGUGCGUCACUCCGCCCUGCCCCACUUCACGGUCUCCGGUCUCGCCUCGUCCUCUCCUCCAUCCCCAGGACUACCAGCGCGCUAGGAUGCAUUCAAUCGCUACUGCCGCUGCACAGCGUGGUGGCUGCCGCUCGUCUCACCUCCCACAUUGCCGUCCAGGCGAGCAUUUGUUGCGAGUUGUCUCAAGGUGCCUUCUCUUUUCUGCUUGUCAAUCGCACUAGUUCAUGUUUUUGUGACUCAUACUUCUUGUGGUUUCGUUGUUUGUAUUGAAAUUUGGAAGUAUUGUCUGAUCAUAGCUAGCAGUUCAUUUCUCUUGCCUAAUCCCUGAUGGUUCAUUUCUCUUUGUAUCUGUGGAGGUGUUAAAGAUCAGGAUCAGAUUAGUUUUGAGUUUGAGAUCAGAUUAAUUUGAGUUAGAAAUUUAAGUUUUCUCUUGAUUAUGUUUAUCCUUUAUUUGUCUAUAAUACUUUGUAGAUCGAGCAUAGAGAAUCUUUCAAAGCAAUAUAUUAUUUAUUGUUCUGUGUCACAUGUUUCUUCUAACAAGAGGAAAAAGGAUCUAGGUGGGGAAAGGGAACUCGGAGAUAGAUUUAGUUAUUAGUUGCUUUAGAAAAUGAGAAGAAAAUAAGUAGAUUAUUGACUAAAAGCAUUCAUUUUUUAUUUUUUUAUCUAUAAAAUAUGUGAAGUACAAGCAUUGGGCUGAGAAAUUUCAAUUGCAAACAAAGCAUUUGGUUUUUGAAAAAAAUAAAUGGAUUGAGUAUAUAUUCCUGUUUUCUUCGGAAUAUUUUGUGGGUUGCAGUAUGCUCAAGUUCAUGAGCACAUUUUCCAAGAAGCUGCUUUAUUACCAUAAAAUGUCAGUUAUUAGCUUUUUAGUUUUUUUUUUUUCACCUGUUGGCUCAAUCUAUGCUCUAUGCCCAUGAGUGUGUAUCUGUUAAAUAUUUUUGUGCUCUUAGCUCUCAUCAAUUUGUUCAAAAAGUUGAUAGCACUACUUGGAAUCAAUGUAUACUUUUACUUUUGUUAGUUCUACCAGCAGCACUUGACUAGUUACAGUUUACAUAUGUUUACGUUCUUCUAAGAAACAAAAUUGAAUCUGUGGUUUUUUUCCUAAUAAUUAAAAUGUUUGACAGAAUUCUAUGUUACACUAGAGAAUGCAAGAUUAGUAAUAUUCAAGAUGGCCUUUAUAUGGAUGUAGGUUUUAUGGAUACCGCAUUAUCAUUUUCUUAACCUUGGCCCCAAAAUGGAUGCUUAGAGGAAAGAUGAUCAUUGUAGGAGGUGAGUUAAUGGUCAUGUAGAUAGAGAAGGAAAUGGAUUUAGACACAUAUAUGAAGGUUACAGAUUUAGAAAAAGUAAUAAUGAUGGUAAGCUUAUUUUAGAUUUUGUCAUUGCAUAUGAGUUCAUCAUAGGUAAUAUUAUGUUUAAGAGUAGGAUGAGCACUUGAUUACAUAUAAAAUUGGCUUAUCAAUUACUUAAAUAGACUAUUUUUUUAUGAGACAAGAGGAUCACUUAGGCUCCAAGAAUUGUAA
Diospyros lotus (date-plum) is the source of this 1682-nucleotide messenger RNA. RefSeq lists its product as uncharacterized. The record is from RefSeq and is a predicted model, not a curated record. The transcript is spliced from 2 exons. NCBI's taxonomy places the organism in Eukaryota, Viridiplantae, Streptophyta, Magnoliopsida, Ericales, Ebenaceae. Bases 43 to 435 code for a protein of 130 amino acids.